This is a messenger RNA of Mesorhabditis spiculigera, 789 nucleotides long. The record is from the annotation of a GenBank genome assembly. NCBI's taxonomy places the organism in Eukaryota, Metazoa, Nematoda, Chromadorea, Rhabditida, Rhabditidae.
AUGCGCAGAUGGUUAUUAGUUUUAUUGUUGUAUGGCCCAGUGGGCGCGCUACGUGAAGUCUUUUUCGCACCGCCGUACAUGGCCCAACCUAUCCCAUCUUCCGGAGGUCCACACAAUGUUGAGACUCAGCUCAGAACCAGUGACGUUGAGAAUGAGAUUGAUUCCGGUUGCACAGCCCUAGAUCAGCAGCGAAUUAGACAAUGUGCAGACCCUCUGUAUUCGAUCGGAGCGCUUUCUGAAGAAGGAGAGGAUACUGUAACUCUCACCUGGGAUCACUUUGUCACUCGAACACAGGACUACUUUAGUCAAGUCUGCGACAAUUUCUACAUCUUCGAUAUGUGCAUCGAGCCAUAUAAAGACAUUUGCUUCUCAGAGGAUCCGGUUCGGCAUAAAUAUCAAACAGCGAUUAAGCUAUUGGACUUUCUUUGUCGCGACGGCUAUAGUGACAUGAUCCGUAACUUUGAAUGCUUCACGCGCACGUUGACAAGAGCUGAAAUGAUGCAGUGCCAGGCCGAAAUGGUUGCCGACACCCGGAAAAUCCCGCCAACCGAAGAAAUUGGGCAUAUGGGCCAACAGGCGGCCAUUUGCGGAGCCGUCCGUAACUAUGUCGAUUGUAUCAAAUUGCCAAUACGCUAUGAAUGCGGCUAUCGUGCUUGGCAUCUUGUAAAAGAGUUGGUCGUUCGCCCAACCGCUUCCCUACUACCACAAUGCGAUAUCGUCUACAACAGCUCAAAUAAUUUGCUUCUGUCAUCGGUCCUUUCUCUGUUCCCCAUCAUCCAUCGUCUUUUU